AUGCUGCAGGAAAACAAAUUGCUAUCCAUUCUUCUUGGAAAAGAAGCUACUAAACAAGUUGUUUUUUGGAAUGCUGAUUCUGGAAAAUAUCGUCAGCUGCCGGAUUUAGCUUCUACUUCUGGAACCUAUAUGACAGACAUGUCAAAUGAUAAUAUUAGUUCUGAAGAUAAGAGUAGCCAUUAUCUUCUUGAUGAUAUGAGUUUGUACAUGGAGAAUCGGACCGAUUUAUAUGAUGGUUGUGAUGAUAGUCUUCCUUGUCACUUACAAACUGACUCAAGAGCACUAGCUUGUGUGGGCUGUGGAAUACUCGAUCUGGCAAUUAGUGGUGAAGAACUUGAUGAAUAUAAAGAUUGGACAUCUAAAAUAGGCCUUAACCUAUGGUUCUGUGUCAACAGUAUAAACAAAUCUCCAUGUGAACAAGUUCCUUUGACACUAGAAUUAGGGAUGCAACUCUAUCAUAAACAUCCUGGUUUAUCUAUAAAUUGGCAUUCAUGGAAAACUCGGUCUAAAAGGUCAAAUCAUUUAGCUCAGUCUCAACCUGAUAACAUUCAAAUAAAGAAAGAUGAAUCCUCGAGUAAUUCUGAAUAUGCACAGAAUAACAAUGCAAACUCGAGUCAAAGAAACACAAACAAAAAUGAAAGUACCAAUGACUGUGGGAACGCCUCAAAUGAUGCCAAUGAAACCGAGAACGCUGAUCAGAACAAAACUAGUGAAAAUGAAUCAGUGGUUUUAUCUCCCCACCUUUUUGUAUCUUCUAUCGGAUCUGUUCCCGCGCCCGUUGAAGUUGCCGAAUCCUUACCUGUUAAAAUAUACACAAAGUCACACAAACAUCAAGAAGGACUUAGCAGGCAAUUUAGAACUAGUGGUAGUUACCCUGAAAAUGUUGACUCCCAUAUUCGUCUCAAUAAGGGUACUUUGUUGAAUUCGUUGUGGAAAUUAAAUGUAGUGGACAUAGAAGUAACCCUUGCAUACAUGUGUCAAAUGGUGCUAAAGAAAAAUGAUGUCCAGGAGGGAACUCCUAGCCCGUCCACAGUUCAGCCCUGCAUAGAAAGAUUAAAAAGCAAAAAUCAAUAA
This is a messenger RNA of Vicia faba (fava bean), 1074 nucleotides long. The record is from the annotation of a GenBank genome assembly. NCBI's taxonomy places the organism in Eukaryota, Viridiplantae, Streptophyta, Magnoliopsida, Fabales, Fabaceae.